AUGGACGAAGCGAAAGUGGUAUCACCGCUGGAGGAGGUGUCGAAUGGCUACGCCACCGGUCCUGACGACCGCGAAGGGGAGGAGACAGAGACCUUGGCGACAUGGCGCAUAUCAUUGAUUCUGUUCAGCCUGUGUGUUGGCUUGAUGCUGUCCAUGAUGGACAAUUCCAUCGUGUCGACCUCUAUAUACACAAUCGCUCUGCGGUUCGACUCACUUUCUGAGGCAAUGUGGGUCAUCUUGGCCUACACACUGUCCUAUUUGGGAAUGUCUGUGAUUUUUGCGCAGUUGAGCGACUUUGUCGGUCGUAUGUAUGCUGUGCUCGGCGCAUUCACCGUCUUUAUCGCUUUCUCCAUUGGGGCGGGAUGUGCCCAGACACUUCACCAGCUGAUCGCCUUCCGGGCCAUCCAGGGGGUAGGAGGCUCUGGUCUAUAUGCACUUAGCCUGAUCGUGGCCUUGGAGAUCAGUACUCCCAAGAUGUGGCCGCUAGUAUCAGGAUUGGUGGGUGCCUCGAUUGCCGUUGCUGGCGUCCUCGGCCCAAUCCUUGGUGGAAUUUUGACCGAGUACGCGUCGUGGAGAUGGAUCUUUUGGAUCAAUGCUCCAUGCGGCGUGGUCCCUAUGGUUAUGUUCACGAUUGCUUGGCCUCGAGGCCGCUCCCACGAGAAGGUGGCUCGGAAAAGCUUCUCCCAGUUCGAUGUAGUCGGCAGUGUGUUACUUUUGUUAGCAUCAAUUCUGGUCGUUUUCGGACUUCACGAGGGAGGCACGGGUACCGCAGCGUGGGAUAGCGCCCUGGUUGUUGCCACACUGGUCAUUGGGGCUAUUUGUUGGAUAGCUCUAUUCUUAUGGUCGUUUGUGCUUUCCCGGCCUCGAUGGUCUCACAUCUCUGCAAUCUAUCCAGCAACUCUCUUUAAGCACCGAGUUCUGGUUGCAGGUAUCAUAUCCACUAUGUUUACCGGAUUCACGUUUUUUGUCGUGAUCUUUAACCUGCCAUUGCGCUCUCAAAUCGUCAACUCCCAGAGCCCUGCUGCUGCUGGUGUGCGCCUGCUUCCUUUGCUCUGCGCCGUCGCUGUUGGCUCAUUCUUGGGAGGAGCGCUAUCCAGUAAAAAGAACCGCACCUUUGACACAUUUGCUGUGGCGACUGCCUUGGUGAUUUUGGGUGCAGGUCUCCUAUCGACUAUCCCCUCAGACCUGAAAAUGCCGGCCAAGGUAUAUGGGUUUGAGGCAAUUGUCGGGUUUGGAAUUGGUCUCACCUUUUCCAGUAUCAGUCUUUUGACUACUAUCGAGACGAGUGCCAAUUUGCAUGCUGUGGCCCAAGGUAUUGUUUCACAGGUUCGCGUUUUUGGUGGUAGCGUUGGAGUGACGGCGGCCAAUGCUUCGUUUCGACUCCAGUCUCACCGUGAUCUCAGAGGAAUUCUCUCAGAAGAACAGAUUCAAGCCUUGCAGACCUCCCCCAAGAUCAUAGAUACCUUGGGAGCAUCCCAGGCUACUGCGGUACGACAGGCGUAUUCGGACGCAUUUAGCCAGAGCAUGCGAGUGUGUGUUUACAUGGCAGCGGCGGGAUUUGUGGCUGCCCUUUUUACCUGGCAGAGACACCCCAAGCUAAAGAAGACACACUGA
Penicillium cataractarum is the source of this 1614-nucleotide messenger RNA. RefSeq lists its product as uncharacterized. Bases 1 to 1614 code for a protein of 537 amino acids. Lineage: Eukaryota; Fungi; Ascomycota; Eurotiomycetes; Eurotiales; Aspergillaceae. Gene Ontology annotation, molecular function: transmembrane transporter activity. Gene Ontology annotation, biological process: transmembrane transport. The record is from RefSeq and is a predicted model, not a curated record. The transcript has 5 exons.